This is a messenger RNA of Aedes aegypti (yellow fever mosquito), 2298 nucleotides long. It is a transcript of the gene bora, whose product is annotated as protein aurora borealis. The transcript has 4 exons. Bases 335 to 2032 code for a protein of 565 amino acids. Gene Ontology annotation, biological process: regulation of mitotic spindle organization; activation of protein kinase activity; regulation of mitotic nuclear division. NCBI's taxonomy places the organism in Eukaryota, Metazoa, Arthropoda, Insecta, Diptera, Culicidae. The record is from RefSeq and is a predicted model, not a curated record. Gene Ontology annotation, cellular component: nucleus; cytoplasm. Gene Ontology annotation, molecular function: protein kinase binding.
AUGUGUCAAAACAGAUGGUCUUCUACUUGUUUGUAUUUAGUGCCGGGAAAAUCCGUUCGCACGAAUGCGGGAACGGUCAAACGGAUUUUUCUAGCCCUUUGAAUCACAACCGUCGAACUUAUACCUACUAGCCUAAUAUCUAACUGUCCGACUUAUGCAUUUUUAACCGUCGAGUUUAUUAGUUAAGUUAGCAAAAUUAAUCCAAAUGAUUGAACUGUGAUCAGCGUAUAAUAGUGGAGGAACAGUGCUCAAAUUAGUUUAGUGUUCUCUAGUAAAGCUUUAAUAAUUGUGUUCAUGAAGUGCUGAUCGAAGGAUUCCCAGAAUCGAUUCCAGAAUGGAUCAGGAAGCAUUCCUCACUCCUCGUAAGAUCUUCCAGAAUGCGUUCAACGCGGCCAGGAGGUCAACGGCCAGUGCGCAUUCACCGUCCGUCAAGGCCUACACGCCAACAUCGCUGUCUCGGACGGCGGCCGGAACUAGUAGAAUAAAUUUACUUCCGGUCAUCCAGACACCACCCUCCAGAAUGGUCAAAGGCAAGGUGAUCAAUCCCUUCGAAGCACAUUUGACUGAUCGACUGCACUUGCCAGUUAUUUGUAGUCCUUCGCUCUUUCAACGGCCAAGUACUCCCCAAGGCGGUAGCGUCACGCAGUUCGAGUGGACAAUUGACGAAGUGAGCUAUCUGGGUCCGGCCAAUGUGGAAGCGCACGAAACACAAUUCAUGGAAACGCCAGACCCAGUGCUGGAAGCGAAGGCGCAAGCUGCAAUUAGUGCAUACUUUAAAGAUCACAGUAUAGUUCCUAGUCCCAUUGGCUGUCAACUGCGUAGCCAGAAAAUCCUACUGAAUGGAGAAUCUACUGCCAUCGACAGUUUCAUGGGCAGAAAGUCCAAACGGAAACGGGACGGAGUAACCCAAACUGUUUUAACUUUCCCACCGAUUUUACCCAAAGAAGUUGAAGACAUGCUGGCACCCUACUUCGGGUUCCAUGACAACCAACAGCAAACCCACGAAUCUAUCAACGAGUCUGAUGUAAGUAUCGAUCAUGAUGCACGAGAUGCUUCGCUCCGUAGGAAACUGUUCAACUGUACGACAGCGUCGACCGAUUCGGAGACUCGAGAUCAGGACGAUUCGCUUGACCAUCUGGAUAUGCAUUCACUUAGUCCGGCGCCCGUCACUCCGGAAGUCGACAAAGAAUCCGUGCAAAACUUGAAGCGAUCGCGUUGCUUUGGAUCUCAGGAAAUCAAGAUCGAUCGGGACGACAUUUCCCUCAGUCCCGUAGUGGACAAAGAGAAAGAAUCCUUCGGGGCGCUGUCACCCAUUUCCAAAAGCUCCACGUCACCUUCUCCGUUGAAGCCCAGUUCAAACUCCACCGAGAUACCGGAUCACGAUGCCAUCUACCGAAGCACACCGGAACGUCCGAAAAGUUUUGUUUUGGCGUUGAAUUGCAGCGCCAACAGUCACCACAUGUCCGUCGAUCACGGUGAAAGGCAAACCGACCUAACGGUUGAUUUCAACGAAGAGGAUCUCUCCUACGAAGACAACCCUCUAGCCUUGUCCCAAUCGUCUUCCUCGGUGGUUUCACAACAUCCGACCACGCCACUACGUCACACGCCCAGGGAAAGACGCCGCAACCGGAAGAACCUUUCCCGGUCCUUCCUGCUGUACUCGGACGAGGAUCGCUUUGAGGAGGAGCAACAAGAACAGCUACAACUAUCGAAGGAAUUCCACCAUAGGAGUUUCGCUGCCAUCAGCAGGGAUAAGGAGAACAUCGACAGCGCAAAGGGCUUUCGAUGUUUGGCCAAAUCGGUCCCGGAAACCAGCAGCGGUAACUUCUACCGCAUGGACAGUGGAUUCAACGAAGAGGAAACACGCACAAGUCAAGAGACUGUAGAAUAUGAGACUGAUGUUUCAAUGCAAUCCGAGUGCUGCGAAGGUGACCGGCAGACUCCGCAACGGUUCAAGAUCGCACGUUGGAAAAUGUCCGCCGCGGCCAAUUCCGACGGGCAGCAUCACACAGGUUGCUCGAUAAGACUGUAAAACAGUAAAUUUCUAAAUUGAGAUUUUAUUUUAGAUUACUAGGUAUUAUUGCAAAUGAAUCGAAGAACAUGAGCUAGAGUCUGUAAGGUAGUUUCAAUGAGACGUCGUACGAAAUGUCGAUUUUCUUAAUUUGUCACUAAAAGUUUGUUUGGUAAUUUUGCCGCAAAUUUGUUUCCUAUUUUUAUUUUAGUACGUAUUGUAAUUAUAUUUCGUUGCAUUGUAAACUACGACGUGCUACGUCCAUUAAAACGCUUUUUGUUCAUUAA